AUGCCGCUGCAGGACGACACCCUCCGAGAGGUGUGGGCCUCGGACAGGUCCGGAAGUGUCCCCCCCCACCUCAACCUACCUGAACCCUGGGGGGCCCAGGUGGAGGGGCUGGGGAAGGGCAGGAAAAGGGGAGGAAGACAGUCUGAUUCCUUUGCUACCCUCAGCGGACAUGAGGAGGAAGGCUCGGAUAUCCAGCAGCGCCCCAAGCAGCAGCGACCCGCCAAGGGGCAGAAGUUGAGGAAGAAAAGGACGGAAGCCCCUGAGUCCCCCUGCCCCGAGGGAUCCAAGCCCCGGAGGAAACCUGGAGGCGGGCGGGGGGCCGAGCCCGAGGGUGCCCCCAAGGCCGGGCGGAGGGGGAAGCCGCGGGAGGAGCCCGCCCCGCAGCCGCCCGGGGCCCGGACGCCGCAGACCGUCUACACCAAGUUCCUCAGAGACCCCGAGGCCAAACGCGACCCGCGGGAAACCUUCCUGGUAGCGCGAGCCCCGGACGCAGUAGACGAGGAUGAGGAGGAAGAAGAGGAAGACCAUGAAGAGGAAGAGGAAGAGGAGGAGGAGGAAAAGAAAGAGAAAAUCCCUCUGCCUCCCAAGAAGCCUCCUAAAGAGAAGACUUCCGCAGGCAUCAAGGAGAGGAGGGCCAAGGCCCAGGGUCAGAAGGGGGACCUGGGAAGCCCUGUCCCCCCAUCCAAACCUCUUCGAAUGAAGAAGAAGGAGGUACCAGCGGGGGAGGGGACCAAGAUGAGAAAGACAAAGAAGAAAGGGUCUGGGGAGGCUGACAAGGACACCUCAAUGAGCCCGACCAGAGUGACAAAGAAGAGCCCAGCAGCCAUGUUUCUGGUGGGGGAAGAUGGCCCCGCUGAGAAAGCUCGGAAGAAGAAAGGCACUCCCAAAGGCUCAGAAGAGGAGAGGAAGGAGGAAGAGGAAGAGGAGGAAGAAGUGACAAAGAACAGCAAUCAGAAGGGCAAAGCGAAAGGAAAAGGCAAAAAGAAAGCGAAGGAGGAGAGAGCCCCAUCUCCACCCGUGGAAGUGGAUGAACCCCGGGAGUUUGUGCUUCGGCCUGCCCCUCAGGGCCGGACAGUUCGCUGCAAGCUGACCCGGGACAAGAAGGGCAUGGAUCGGGGCCUGUAUCCCUCCUACUUCCUGCACCUGGACACAGAGAAGAAGGUGUUCCUCUUGGCUGGCAGGAAGCGGAAACGUAGCAAGACGGCCAAUUACCUCAUCUCCAGCGACCCUACCAAUCUGUCUCGAGGAGGGGAGAAUUUCAUUGGGAAGCUGAGGUCCAAUCUCCUGGGCAACCGCUUCACCGUCUUUGACAACGGGCAGAACCCGCACCGCGGAGGCAGCACUGAUGUGGGGCGCCUUCGGCAGGAGCUGGCAGCUGUGAUCUAUGAAACCAACGUGUUGGGCUUCCGAGGUCCCCGGCGCAUGACGGUCAUCAUCCCAGGCAUGAAUACGGAGAACGAGAGGGUCCCCAUCCGGCCGCGAAAUACCAGCGAUGGGUUGCUGGUGCGCUGGCAAAACAAGACACUGGAGAGCCUCAUCGAGCUGCACAACAAGCCCCCCAUCUGGAAUGAAGACAGCGGCUCCUACACCCUCAACUUCCAAGGCCGAGUCACACAAGCCUCCGUCAAGAACUUCCAGAUUGUUCACGCCGAUGACCCCGACUACAUUGUACUGCAGUUCGGCCGCGUGGCCGAGGACGCCUUCACCCUAGACUACCGGUACCCGCUGUGCGCCCUGCAGGCCUUCGCCAUCGCCCUCUCCAGUUUCGAUGGGAAGCUGGCCUGCGAAUGACCCCAGCAGCCCCCAGCGCCCCCCAAAGGUGGGGGAAAGGAUUCAGUGGAGGGUUGCAGUGUCUAUUCACCAAAGCCCCCACUGAAGACUCCUCUCUUGUCGGGGGCUGACCCCUCACUGUCUCUGAGUGACCUCCAUCCACUCUCCAGCCUGGCACAGGCCGAGGCAGGGGAGGAGCUCAGACGGCGGUCCGACAGAGAUGAAGAACAUCUGGAGUUGGGAGCCACACAUCUGGUCGCGGAGCUAGCCUGCGCCGCUUCACCAGCCGCCCCCCUUCCCCGCCCCGCGCCCCAGUCACUUCCUGUCCAGGAGCAGUAGUCAGUGUUGUUUUAACCCCCUCCGGGAUCGUACUAGGGCUCCGCGGAGUGGGGCGGGUUCCGAGGAGGGGGUAGGUGAUGGGGGACGAAGACCGGGUACCCACGUCCCCAAUAAAGCCGCGUCCCAGGCCCAGCGAGCAGUGGUUCUUCAGCGCGUGCCGAGAAUUGGGCGGCGGGAGGGGUCCGGAGCGCGGGAGAGGUCCGGAGGGCGGGCUGGAGGCCUCCCUCCCCACACCCCCACCCCGCUCCCGCCCAGGCCCGGGGCACUCCCGCGUCCCCUCCCCCGCGCCCAGCGCCGGUCCUACCGAAACUCGGCGGGCUCGUGGUGUCGAGACGCCCCCCCGCGGGGGCCCCGGGCCGAGAGGGAGGGCCCCGGAGGUCCGGGAAGAGGGGGAAAGGGAGAAAUUCGAGAAA
Panthera uncia (snow leopard) is the source of this 2522-nucleotide messenger RNA. It is a transcript of the gene TULP1, whose product is annotated as TUB like protein 1. The coding region runs from base 1 to 1791 and encodes 596 amino acids. Gene Ontology annotation, molecular function: actin filament binding. The transcript has 14 exons. Gene Ontology annotation, cellular component: cilium. Lineage: Eukaryota; Metazoa; Chordata; Mammalia; Carnivora; Felidae. Gene Ontology annotation, biological process: protein localization to cilium. The record is from RefSeq and is a predicted model, not a curated record.